AUGGUGCCAUCACCGGACUUCGAUCCCUGGACGCAGCCAGUCACUCUAUACUACCAGGACGGCACCAAUUUCACCGUCGACAUGGAAUCCCUCAACUACUAUCGUCUUUAUGGCAGCCGCCUUGCGAUCAACGACGCAACCCAGAUCGGAGCUUCAUUCCUUCUUCUGCUCGUUCUCCUCCUGCUAACGAGGGCCGAGAAGCGAAAGUCAUUCAUCUUCCUCAUCAAUGCCCUCUGUUUGACCGCCAACACCAUCCGCUGCACGUUGCUCUGCUGCUUCCUAACAGGCAGUAUGUGGCAUCCCUAUACGCAGCUGUCUGGUGACUGGAGCCGCGUUACAACAUCUGACCUCGCUACUGUGGUUGCCGCCAAUGCCCUGACUCUCCUCGUCGCUACCCUGGUUAUGAUCUCGCUCAGUCUCCAGGUCUGGGUAGUCUGUGUGACCACGAUGCCUCUUCAACGAUACAUUAUCAUGGCGAUUACUUCGAGCAUGGCCUGCAUAGCGCUUGGGUACAAGGCCGCGGUAGUCAUCUACAACAUCAAACAAGCACUCCUAUUCCAGUCCAUAGAACCUUACAAGGAGCUGGUGUCGGUCUCCUACGUCGUACAAGCCGUUUCCAUCUGGUUGUUCAGCUGCGUCUUUACGUACAAACUGGGAUACGCUAUAAUCCAGCGACGUCGACUGAAGAUGCCUCAGUUCGGCCCGAUGCAGAUUGUGUUCAUCAUGGGCUGCCAGACUAUGUUGAUUCCCGCCAUCUUCUCGUCUCUUCAAUUCGAGUCAGCUGUUCCCGAAUUCGGAACCCAGGUUCUCACCAUUGUUUCCAUAUUUCUGCCUCUCUCCGCGAUAUGGGCUGGCGUGGUUAACGACUCCGUCAUGGCCGGCAGCGGACCAGACUCGCAUCAGCGACUCAUCCAUAGCGAAUUCUACCGAUCGGCGGCAUCUACUAAAACCAGCGGAAGUUCAACCAUGUUCGACAAGAGUCGUGGAAUGAGUGUCUCCACAUACUCGAAGAGCAAUGAAAUCGAGAGUGCGUCAACUACUCCUUCGCCACGGAAGAAGACCCAUACAAACGACGACGGCAUUCACGUUGGCCAUGAGUUCGGUUUCUCGCACGGCGACGCAGCAGAUCAGGUUUAG
This is a messenger RNA of Cucurbitaria berberidis CBS 394.84, 1137 nucleotides long. RefSeq lists its product as uncharacterized. Gene Ontology annotation, biological process: G protein-coupled receptor signaling pathway. Gene Ontology annotation, cellular component: G protein-coupled receptor homodimeric complex; membrane. The record is from RefSeq and is a predicted model, not a curated record. NCBI's taxonomy places the organism in Eukaryota, Fungi, Ascomycota, Dothideomycetes, Pleosporales, Cucurbitariaceae. Gene Ontology annotation, molecular function: mating-type factor pheromone receptor activity; pheromone binding. The transcript is spliced from 2 exons. Bases 1 to 1137 code for a protein of 378 amino acids.